Solanum pennellii is the source of this 3046-nucleotide messenger RNA. RefSeq names its product putative pentatricopeptide repeat-containing protein At3g23330. Gene Ontology annotation, biological process: RNA modification. The coding region runs from base 92 to 1537 and encodes 481 amino acids. NCBI's taxonomy places the organism in Eukaryota, Viridiplantae, Streptophyta, Magnoliopsida, Solanales, Solanaceae. The record is from RefSeq and is a predicted model, not a curated record. The transcript has 2 exons. Gene Ontology annotation, molecular function: protein binding; RNA binding.
UGCUAUUCCAUGUUAAAUUGUUGUAUCUAAGUAUUUUCAUCUUCUUUAAAAGUAGUUUAGUAAUCAAGUAAAUUUACAACUGUAAACUGACAUGAAUUCAGGUAUGUUUCCUCAAUCGCAGUUCGAAACAGGCCCAAAUUCCUCUUCCAUCACUAACAUUUUCCACCAUUGUUGCAACUCAAAGAAUCUCAGAGCCAUUAAAGUAUUUCAAGCACACCUAAUUAGAACUGGGUUAAUCUUCAUCUCCACUAAUUUUCAGUUCAAACUUGCAACUUCACUUCCCAACAACAACCACCACCAUGUACAGACCUUCACCAACUUCUUCAAAUUCCUCAAACCCACAAACCCUUUGCUCUUAAAUUCAAUUCUUUCCCAUUUUUCCCAAAAUGGGUUUCAUUCUCUUGCUCUUUGUACAUUCUCUUUCAUGCAUUUUGGUGGUAUUGGCAUUGAUUCAUACACGUUGUGUAGCUCCAUUACAGCUUCAUCUGCUGUGAAAGAUGUGAAAUUUGGGCGAAUGAUUCAUACCCUUGUGCGGAAAUCGGGUUGGUUUUCUAGUGUUUAUGUGGGGUCUGCUUUAGUGGAUUUGUAUGCGAAGUCGUUGUGUAUCAAGAAUGCAGCUAAGCUGUUCGAUGAAAUUCCUGUGAAGAAUACAGUUUGCGUGAAUGUAAUUCUUUCAGGUUAUGCUGAAGCUAAGAUGUGGAUGGAGGGAAUGUCAUUGGUCAGGAAGAUGCCAUGUUUUAAUUUAUGUUUGGAUAAUUUCACUUUUUCAGCUGCUUUGCGUGCUUGCGUUGGGCUCUCUGCAUUUGAAUUGGGAAAGCAGAUUCAUGGAUGUGUAAUUCGAAAAGUUCAUGACAUGGAAUCCAAUGAGUUCCUGCAAAGCUUGUUGAUUGAUAUGUAUGGCAAAUGUGGGUCAGUGGAGAAGGCUAGGCAUGUAUUCGAUAUGGUUGGCUUUAGAUAUGGAGAAAGAAAGAGGGAUGUUGUUCUGUGGACAUCAAUGCUCAGUGUUUGCGGAAGGAAUGGGAAAUUUGAAGAAGCGAUUAAUCUGUUUGAUGACAUGGUAAUGGAAGGAAUCAAACCAGAUGGUGUAGCAUUGUUGACUGUUCUCUCCGCUUGUAGUCACACUGGCCAUGUAAAUCUUGGAAUGCAGUACUUCGAAUCAAUGACAUCUAAUUACAGUUUGGAACCCAGUCCUGAGCACUAUAGUUGUGUGAUUGAUUUACUGUGUCGUGCAGGUGAGUUGGAUAGAGCAUGGAGCUUAAUCAACGACUUAUCUUACAAAGACAAUGAUAAUUUCACUGUUACCAUGUGGGGGGCCUUGCUUAGUGCCUGCCAUAACUUUGACAAUGUCGAACUAGGUAAAUUAGCUGCUCAAAGGGCACUGGAGUUAGACCCUCAAAAUGACGGGGUUUAUGUUCUGCUAUCGAACAUGUAUGCGAGGAAUGGUAUGUGGAAUGAAAUUGAGAUGUUGAGGGAACGGAUAAAAGAGAAGGGAUUAAAGAAAGACAUAGGACAUAGUUUGGUAGAUAUCACUAGAUGAGAUAAAGGCAAUAGUAGAAAAAUAAGCUACGUUCUUCUUCUCAUGGAUUUGUUUAGUUAAAAGAAAUGGUUUAUGAGGUGUGGCACAAACUGUGAGGGUCCUUGUUGAUUUCCAUUUUGUAUGAUACAUAUCUAAAAUGAUUAGAGUAUACUGAAAGCGCAGUUAUGAUGUUCAAGAUGGCUAAUUUAUGAUUUGGUGCAUACUGUAAGCACAGUUAUGAUGUCCAAGGGGGCUCAUACAUGGGAGUGAUGCUACAAGUCUGCAGCUCAAGUUAGAUUGUUGAAAGACCAUGCUUCAUUGUAGACUUGUUUCUUGAAUGUGCAGCGGCAGAGCAAUUAGGGCAGUAGAAUGCUGAGGAAUAACCUUUUCAAAUCCAAAUAUUCCAGGACAAGGAAACCAAAUAUAUUGAUCAAAUUGACAUUAAGCUAAACAAGGAACUUCUACGGCAGAAGAGUGCCUCUUCCAUCUCAAGAAAGAGCUACCUGAGAGAAAUCUCAGUUUUCAUUGAAGCUCUUAUUUUUUCUGUUGGACUUGAGGUGUGACGAACCAAAUUCUUAUAUGUGAAGUGACAAUGGAGAGAGAGGGCUGGGACAUGACUUUGAAAUGCUUGGGCUUAAUGAGCAAUGUAAGGAGAGUUCUACUGGCAAAGAAACAUGAUGGCAGAGAGAUAGGAGGAAUAAUAGGGAGAUAAAAGAAGAAACUCUGGCAAUCCAAUGUAACAUCUGUUGGACAUGAUAGUAACUAGUGCUGCUUGAAGCACACCAAGAUAACAAGAACUAGCUCAUCUGGAAGAGUAACCAUAAUCCUUUGAAUCAAAAUGAAAUGGGUCCUAACAGCAGAUCCAUUGACUAAUAAUGGACAGAUGAGCUAUAUGAAAGGAAGACAAAAUCAUAUACUAAAUAUGCUUGCUGCCUCAGGCGAAGGAUGAAUUUAUUGUUUGUUUUUGUCAUCAUUGUGCAUUGAUAUUCAUUUGCUAAAUUGUGGAGGACUGAAGUAUUGCAAUAGUCGUUGGAAGUUAGAGAACUUUCAGAACAAUAACAAUAGCGAAGUUGUGGAACCUGAUAGUUAUGUAUGUGUAAGGUGAUCCUCAUGGUUCAGCUGGACAUGUUCGACUUUCAUGGUAUAACAAGAAAUAAGCUGGGUUGGAUCUUCUAAGGCAUGUAUGGAGAUGGAAUAUGAGCUUUGCUGUUCAAAGAUAUCCAGAUAUCUCCAACUGUACCACCAUUAACAACUAAUGCAUAAUUCAUCCAAAUUAAAAUUGUAGCUUAACAGUUUUUCACUGUGAAAUUCUUUUAUCAAUUUAUUGUAAUGAAGAAAAGAUAUGGUUUAUUCAGUGCUGGAGUUGCAAUUUCAUAUUGCAAGAUUCAGAAGGUAGUUGAGGAUCAUAGAUGGACAGCAUCUACAUUUUAUACCUGCCUCUAGUUCUGAGUUUAUUAUAACUAGAUGUAAAGUAAUUGUCUUAUUCUGCUGAGCUUUGAUGUAAAAUUUCUUUUUAAUUUUUACUUGAUA